GGAUUUUCCUCUCUGGAUGCCUUUGCAUUCGUUCCUGCGUGUCCGCUUCUGUUGCUGUGAGUUGCUGUGAUCCUUGUACGUAUCCGGAUAGAGUAGUGGACGAUGAUCUUACAGAGGUUGAAUGGCACGUCUUGUGUGAGUUUGCGCCGGUUAUCGCAGCGACGACGAAGAGAAUUUUCGAGCCUUCAGAACUAUCUCCAAGUGGACAAGACUGUGGAGGAAGCUUUGAAGAAUGGUGAACCGAUCGUCGCGUUGGAGUCCACCAUUGUGGCGCACGGAAUGCCAUUUCCGCAAAACUUGGAGACUGCGCAGAGUGUCGAAUCCAUAGUUCAAUCCAAGGGUGCGGUACCUGCUACUAUUGCCGUCAAAAAUGGUGUUUGUCACGUUGGUCUCACUGGGGAUGAAUUGGAGGACCUUGCCAGAGCGGGUGAAGAGAAGAGGGCUCAGAAAUGCUCCACACGAGAGUUGUCCUUGAUUCUCGCCAGACAUCGCCUGGCUGAAAACACAAGGGGAAGAAGGCCACAUCAAUGGGGAGCCACUACGGUGGCAUCUACAAUGGCUUUGGCGCACACGGCUAAAAUAGAUACUUUUGUCACCGGUGGCAUUGGAGGGGUACAUCGAGGCGUAGAGAAUACAAUGGAUAUUUCGGCUGAUCUGACGGAGCUGUCGCGCACACCCGUUGUGGUAGUUUCGGCUGGCAUCAAAUCCAUUCUGGAUAUUCCGAGAACUUUGGAGGUUUUGGAAACCAAUGGCGUCCCGACUGUGGCCUUUCAAGCAGAUGAAUUCCCUUGCUUCUUCUCGCCCAACUCUGGAAUCAUGGCACCCGCAAGGGUAGACUCUGCUGUGGAAGUGGCGUCUGCAUUCAGUGCUGCGCGGGCACUCAAUUUCCCCCAUGGAAUGCUAGUAGCCGUCCCUCCACCAAACUCUGCUGGUGAAUCUAUUGAACAGGCCAUCCAAGAAGCAUUGGAAGAAGCCAAUAAGCGGGGGUUGCAUGGCCAAGCGGUGACACCCUUCAUUCUGAAACGUGUUGCCGAAACAACAGGUGGAGACAGCCUGCGUUGCAACAUCUCUUUGGUUCAAAACAAUGCGCAAGUUGGGUCUGAAAUUGCCGUGGCUAUCGCAGAGCAAAAGAAUUCAACUUCAGUUGGAAUCUUGCCAAGUGAACUGCCACGGCCAUCGCCAGUGAUUGUCAUGGGUGGCACAGUCCUGGAUAUUGUAGCAAAACCCAAAUCAGGCGCAUUGUUGCUCGGGACUUCCAAUCCUGCUGACUGCACUGAGUCAGAUGGAGGAGUGGCUAGGAAUGUGGCAGAAGUGCUAGGUCGACUGGGAUCCAAGCCCUUGUUGUACUCUGCGGUGGGACAUGACGCCCGAGGGCUUGCCUUGCAGCGACGGCAGUCCGAGUAUGGCAUUCAAGAUUCACACAUGACAAUCCACGUUGUAGAGGGAUCCAAUACGGCAACCUACUUGGCAGUAUUAGAAGGCGAGACCAACGAUCUCCACACGGCAUGUGCCGACAUGGCCGUCAUGAGCGACAUUCAGAAGCCUCCACGCGAGCUCCUGUCCACAGCAAAGAUUCUUCUCGUGGAUGCCAACCCACCCAUCGACACGCUGAGGAGUGCUGCGUGUGAAGCGUCGGACUUGGGUGUGGACGUCUACUUUGAGCCGACGAGCGUGCCAAAAGCUCAAUUGGCUGCUCACGACGCGGCCUUUCUCCGCGCUCUCACGGGCGCAUUCCCCAACCUCUCAGAACUAAUCGCCAUGAGAGAUGCUGCUUGUGGUGCAACGGGGGACCUGGGUGAACCUGGUUUGGACAUCGAGGAAAUCAGAUUUAUAACGGCUCAAGUAUUGAGUUGCAUGUCACCCAAGAAAGCUUGCCUGGUGGUCACAAUGGGCAGUGAAGGCGUCUUGCUCGCGACUAAGAAAGGUGAUCGUCAAUCAGGCGAUGAAAGCGAUCCUGCAGACUACCAAUUUCGACACUUUCCUGUAGUGGAUGAAGUGGAGGUUCAAAACUCCACAGGGGCAGGCGACACUCUUGCUGGGGCCUUUCUACAUGCCCUUUUAGAAGGAAAAGACGAAAGUGAAGCUGUAUCAUGGGGCAUGCAAGCAGCAGCCCUCAGUCUGCAAUCAUCAGAUCGAACAAUAUCACCCGAGUUGUCAAAGUUACGAAUCUCAUGAUGCAUCCAGAACACUGGGAGUUGAGUAGAACAAUCUGCAGUCACCUUGUAUUGUAACAAAAGUUUUGGCCCUGAUUGAUAUUGAAGGAAUUAAGUUAUAGAAGCUGUUAUAGAUAUUGAGGAUUGCCUAAGAG
Messenger RNA from Seminavis robusta, 2308 nucleotides. NCBI's taxonomy places the organism in Eukaryota, Bacillariophyta, Bacillariophyceae, Naviculales, Naviculaceae. The record is from the annotation of a GenBank genome assembly.